AUGACUUUAGAAUUGAUUUCCCAGGAAAUCCUAUUAGGAUACAUCCUCCCUAAUUUGAGCAUAUCCGACAUUUGCAGUGUUUCCAAAACAUCAACUUCCCUCAACCAAGUAGUUACCAAACACGGAAACUUGCUUUGGAAAAAGAAAUUCCAUCAAAGAUGGCCCAAGCUGGUCCACAUCUUGGAACACGGCGGUAAAGAAAACUGGCUAACAUGUACUCGAUUUCAAUUCCACAUUGAACAACAAAUACAUACCAGUAUUAAUGCCAUGAUUGAAAAUUCCUCCAUUCAUCGGCCACCAACAAGUGAAUCCAUGGCUGUCUUGAAUUUGAAGGUACCAUUCGAAUUCCUUGAAGAUGCUGUCCUCAAAGUUGCCAACAGCCAACAACAAUCAACAACAUCCUUGACGAAAACAUAUUACGCAAAAUAUCUUCUACGAUUUUUGCGUUGUCAGCGAUUAGAUAUAGAAAUUCAGGAAUACAAGGAAAAGGAGAAAAUUGGAUUCGCUAAAGGAGCGUUUUUGGAAUGCAAUUUCCAUUGUGAUCUGCUAGCCGAUUCAGACAAAGAAGAUUGGAACGAAAUUUUACAAGCAUACUACAUCACAGAGGUAUUGAAAAACCGAAGAGGAAAACCGAUUAUAAUCGCCAUCAUUCUCGACGACAUACUGAAUCGGCUAGACUUAAAAAGCGAAAUCCUCAGUCAUGAAAACCAGUUUUACGUCCGCGUUCCUUUGAACAAAACAACCGAUACAGAAUGGAUUUUCAUCGAUGUUUCCAACCAUUCCGUCUUUCCAAGUAGACAACUAUUUCCGGACGAAUAUCCAGCAGUGGAUCACGCUAUUUUUUUCGACAUCAUUCUGCCGCUAUAUAACAUCGCAAGUGAAGUUCACGACACCAAUUUCAUCAAAAAAGAGGCUCUGGCAACAAUCUCAAAGGAACAGCUGUCAAAUUUCCACCUGAACUUUUCCAGGUUCGCCUGUUGUUGGGAACCGGACUUCUUACAGCCUUUCAAAUACGCCAUUGCGUGUAUGACAUACAAAGAACAUUUGGAUGAAGCCCGCAGAUUCAUCCCUAACACUUAUGCAAAUGCCACAUUAACGCUUCUUCUGAAUCAACAAAUACGGCAUCAAAAAAAUAUGUUCUUGGAAGACAACACAACGAAAUCACGAAGUGAAGCCGUUCAAUAUGCAGUUGGAAUGUGCGUGAUGGUGGAAACUAAUCCUCAAGACAACGACAUGGGCAUUGGCAUCAUUACAGAUUGGGACCCUUUCUGUACUAAAGACAACGUCUGGCAAGAAAACAUCGGUCGCUUUAAAUUAAACGAUCCUUUUUAUUCCGUCAUCAAAGAAGACGGCACCACAGCAUACAUUCCACAAGAUCUUUUCACAAGUGAUAAUUUCCACAUUCACAAAGGAUUAAGUUGGAAUAUUCAAUAA
Daphnia pulicaria is the source of this 1434-nucleotide messenger RNA. RefSeq names its product F-box only protein 21-like. Gene Ontology annotation, molecular function: protein binding; DNA binding. The record is from RefSeq and is a predicted model, not a curated record. The transcript is spliced from 8 exons. NCBI's taxonomy places the organism in Eukaryota, Metazoa, Arthropoda, Branchiopoda, Diplostraca, Daphniidae. Bases 1 to 1434 code for a protein of 477 amino acids.